Messenger RNA from Cavenderia fasciculata, 894 nucleotides. RefSeq lists its product as uncharacterized. The transcript has 5 exons. The record is from RefSeq and is a predicted model, not a curated record. NCBI's taxonomy places the organism in Eukaryota, Evosea, Eumycetozoa, Acytosteliales, Cavenderiaceae. Bases 1 to 894 code for a protein of 297 amino acids.
AUGGCACUUGGAGCUGCAGCACAAGCUUCCAAGGAUAGAUUCUCACCCUAUUUCAUGGAGGUGUUACAGGUUUUUGAUACCAUUAUAUCUGCUACAUCAUUCUCAGCGGAUGAUAGAGAUCAUGAAGUAUCGAAUAUUGGCAAAUUCAUUAGAUAUGUACCCCAUCCAAAAUGCGCAUUGGCCAAUCAACUCCUCACCAACAUUAUUCCAAAAUGGUUAGAUAAUCAUUUUGUAGAUGACAAUAAUGAGAAAAUAGUUAUCAUUGAUAAUCUUUGCGUCAUUAUUCGUCUCUAUACAAAUCUAAUCUUGGGUGAACAAUACCAACAUGUUGACAAGGUACUGCAAAUCAUCACUCGUUAUUUGGAUACCUCCAAAAAACAACUACAAGAAGAACAAAGACAAUUACUCUUACAAACAUGGUUAUUUAUCAAAGAUAUAUCUGAAGAGAAUUGGGAUAAGAUUCCGGAAGAUGCAAAGGGUACUCUAUCAAUAUUAAAACAGUUCUAUAGAAGUAUUAUGAUGGAGCAACCACACGAUGAAUUUAUAGAGAUAAUUGUAUCUUUAACAAAAGAAGAAGAAGAAGAAGAAGAAGAUCAGCUGCAGAAUAAAGAGACAAACAAUAGUAUUCGAUUAAAAUCAACAUCAAAACAACAAUACAAAGAGUAUAUUGUAUCUAAACCUGAACAAGAGGUAUCAUGGUUACUCUUUUUAAUCGUGCACGGUACUUACCCAACUGAUCAAGGUCAAAGUGAAGAUGAAGAUGAAGAUUAUGAAGAUGAAGAAGAAUUUGAUCAAGAAGAAGAAGAUUCAGAAUAUGGUCCAAUAUUGGUCACUCAAAUGUUAGAUAUGCUUUCAAUAUCAGAUUCGAGUAAUGAUAGAGAUCGACGAGAUUGA